AUUCAUGCAGCGCAUUGAAGCAUGGUGGUCUCAUUGAAGAGAAGUUUCACUCAAUGGUGGAUAGAGUUAUUCCAAGUGAGUUUUUGCAAGGGUUAUUUUAGGUUUUCAUUUCAAGUUAUUGAUAGGGAAUGCAGGAUUGUGGUCUCUACGACGAGAUGAACUGUAUACAUCGAGAUUGUCUUCGGUUCUGUUUCAUGCACUUGAUCCAACAAGAGCUAGAUAAAGUGGCACAUGAAUUGAAUACUCAUACAACACGUUCGAGCAAACACUGUUUGGUACCUGCAGGAGUACCAAAUGAACUAUACUUUCUUCCUGAAGUACAAGAGAUUAUGCAGAGGAACCGGACCCUCCUGCAUCCCUUGAGUUUCUGCAGGCAGUGAAUGAACUGAUGGUACACCGUGGUCUACUCUUUCCUGACUCUAUAAGAGAUGCUAUGUUGCUAUAUGCGGAGCUUGUUUCUCUACUUGACGAUUAUUGAUAUUUUGACUAACAAUUAUUAUAACCGUUAUGAUUUAAUGAUGAACCCUUGAUGGGACACUUGACAAUGACUAUGUUCAGUGGCUAGCAGGAGAAACACAACUGCCUUGGUUGGGGAUCGUUGUAGUGCCUACGGACAUAAUAAUAUAUAAAUGAAGA
This is a messenger RNA of Geodia barretti, 636 nucleotides long. Lineage: Eukaryota; Metazoa; Porifera; Demospongiae; Tetractinellida; Geodiidae. The record is from the annotation of a GenBank genome assembly.